ACAUAAGAAGAAGAAGAAAACCAUCAUGUGACUUCAUCACGGGAAAGUUGAAGUCACAUGAAUUUUGGGUCUACUUAAACACUUCACUGGUCGGUUCACAUUUUUGUUCCCACACCUGGAAAGAUGCAUCUUGUGUUGGUGUGUUUGCUGCUGGGGGUGCUGGAGGUUUCUGGAGCUCCAGAUGCAGAUGAAAUCAAAUUUUUGCCUGGACUUUCAAAACAGCCCAGCUUCAAGCAUUAUUCUGGAUACUUCAAUGUAGCGGACAACAAGCACCUCCACUACUGGUUUGUUGAAUCUCAGAAGGAUCCGGCCAAUAGUCCGGUUGUUCUGUGGCUUAACGGAGGACCAGGAUGCAGUUCCAUGGAUGGUUUGCUCACAGAGCACGGACCUUUUCUGAUACAAGAUGAUGGAGCAACUCUAGAAUAUAAUCCUUAUUCUUGGAACAAGAUUGCAAAUGUCUUAUACCUGGAGUCACCAGCAGGUGUCGGCUUCUCCUACUCGGAUGACAAGAAGUACUCAACAAAUGACACAGAGGUGGCCAUGAACAACUACUUGGCCCUGAAAACGUUUUUCCAGUUGUUUCCUGAGUUCAGCAAGAAUGAGUUUUUCCUGACUGGCGAGAGUUACGGGGGCAUUUACAUUCCCACACUGGCUGAGAUCGUCAUGGAGGACAGCAGCAUCAAUUUAAAGGGAAUUGCGGUUGGAAAUGGCUUGUCCAGCUAUGAGCUAAAUGACAAUUCAUUGGUGUAUUUUGCAUACUAUCAUGGGCUUCUUGGUACCAGCUUGUGGAAUGACCUGCAGACGUUUUGCUGCAAAGAUGGAGUGUGUAACUUCUACAAUAGCCAGGAUGUGAACUGCUCGUAUUCUGUGAGUACAGUUCAACACAUAGUCUACGAGUCAGGGCUCAACAUCUAUAACCUGUAUGCAACCUGUCCAGGAGGUGUUCCUGGGAGAUUAAGCUUUGAAAAUGACCAAUUUGUGAUCCGAGACCUGGGCCACCACUUCCUCAACCAUCAAUGGGCCAAAUUACAGAACCAGAAAUUGCGAGAUGUGGCCACCCAGUUUAAAUCUACGCGUCUCGAUCCUCCGUGCACCAACUCUACCCCAUCAACCCUGUACCUGAACAACCGGCUCGUGAAGACUGCCCUCCACAUCUCGCCCAAUGCUUUGGACUGGGUCAUCUGCAGUGCUGAAGUCAAUCUGAACUACAACCGCCUGUUCAUGGACGUGAAGAAACAGUACUUGAAGCUUCUUGGAGCACUAAAAUACCGUGUGCUGGUAUAUAAUGGAGAUGUGGACAUGGCCUGCAAUUUCCUAGGAGACGAGUGGUUUGUGGAGUCUCUCCAGCAAGAGGUCCAGGUGCAGCGCAGAUCUUGGGUUUAUUUCAAUGGUGAAUCUCAGCAGGUGGGCGGCUUCGUCAAGGAGUUCACCAACAUUGCUUUCCUCACAGUGAAGGGUUCGGGUCACAUGGUUCCCACUGAUAAACCCAUAGCGGCCUUCACAAUGUUCAGUCGCUUCAUCACCAAACAACCUUACUAGAACACACUCAGGGAU
Rhinichthys klamathensis goyatoka is the source of this 1554-nucleotide messenger RNA. It is a transcript of the gene ctsa, whose product is annotated as cathepsin A. Gene Ontology annotation, molecular function: serine-type carboxypeptidase activity. NCBI's taxonomy places the organism in Eukaryota, Metazoa, Chordata, Actinopteri, Cypriniformes, Leuciscidae. Gene Ontology annotation, biological process: proteolysis. The coding region runs from base 124 to 1539 and encodes 471 amino acids. The transcript is spliced from 15 exons. The record is from RefSeq and is a predicted model, not a curated record.